This is a messenger RNA of Callorhinchus milii (elephant shark), 2399 nucleotides long. It is a transcript of the gene btbd9, whose product is annotated as BTB (POZ) domain containing 9. Gene Ontology annotation, molecular function: protein binding. Lineage: Eukaryota; Metazoa; Chordata; Chondrichthyes; Chimaeriformes; Callorhinchidae. Bases 137 to 1948 code for a protein of 603 amino acids. The record is from RefSeq and is a predicted model, not a curated record. Gene Ontology annotation, biological process: adult locomotory behavior; modulation of chemical synaptic transmission; circadian behavior. The transcript is spliced from 11 exons.
AUUCACCGCCCGUCCGUGACGUCAGUCGCUCACUACGUGGUGACGUCACGACGCGCAAACCACCUGACGUCCGGUCACCGACAGAGAGAGAGAGAGAGAGAGAGACGGUGUAUCCCUAUCGUAUCUAUGGUGAACCAUGAGUAACAGCCACCAGUUACGGCCACGCACGUCAGCCGGGGAGAUUGACCAUGUGGACAUGCUGUCAGAGCACGUGGGGGCUCUGCUCCAUGAUGGCGAGUACAGCGAUGUCACCUUUCUGGUGGAAAAGAAACGCUUUCCUGCUCACCGUGUGAUCCUGGCAGCGAGAUGUCAGUAUUUUAGGGCUUUGCUGUAUGGUGGAAUGAGGGAGUCACAUCCCCAGGCUGAGAUUCCCCUGGUAGAUACGACGGCUGCAGCGUUUAGUAUGCUGCUGAAGUACAUCUACACGGGCCGAGUCUCACUGAGCAACGAGAAGGAGGAAGUCUUGCUGGAUUUUCUUAGUCUUUCCAAUAAGUAUGGAUUCCCUGAGCUAGAAGAUGCCACAUCGGAUUACCUUUGUACAAUCUUGAACAUUAACAACGUGUGCAUGGUUUAUGACGUGGCCAGUCUUUACUCUCUGGCCAAACUUAGUAACACCUGCUGUCUAUAUAUGGAUAGAAGUGCCAAGGCAGUUCUAACCAGUGAUGGAUUCCUCACUGUGUCGAAGGCUGCUCUGCUGAGCAUCGUAUCUCGAGAUUCCUUUGCAGCUCCUGAAAAGGACAUUUUUCUGGCCCUGGUGAAUUGGUGUAAACGGAACCCGGAUGAGACACACCCUGAGAUCCUCCAAGCAGUUAGGCUGCCCCUGAUGAGCCUGACUGAACUGCUGAACGUGGUCAGGCCAGCAGCGCUGCUCUCUGCAGACACCAUUUUAGACGCAAUCAAAAUCCGCUCUGAGAGCCGAGACAUGGAACUUAACUACAGAGGCAUGCUGAUCCCCGAAGAGAACAUUGCCACGUUGAAACAUGGCGCGCAAAUCAUUACUGGGGAGCUGAGAGCCUCGCUUCUCGAUGGUGACACACAGAAUUAUGAUCUAGACCAUGGAUUCUCCCGCCACCCCAUUGAUGAUGAUUGUCGGUCAGGGAUUUGUGUGAAAUUGGGGCAGCCGUCCAUCAUCAACCACAUUCGUGUUCUGCUCUGGGACCGUGACAGCAGGUCCUAUUCCUACUAUAUUGAAGUGUCGAUGGAUGAGCUGGACUGGAUUCGCGUCAUCGAUCACAGCAAAUAUCUAUGUCGAUCUUGGCAGAACCUCUACUUCACCCCACGGGUCUGCAGGUACAUCCGCAUCGUUGGCACACACAACACCGUCAACAAAGUCUUCCAUCUGGUCUCGUUGGAGUGUUUGUUCACCAAUGAGCCCUUUCUACUGGACUCUGGAAUCCUGGUUCCUACCGAGAACGUGGCGACAAUCUCUGAGAGCGCCAGUGUUAUCGAGGGAGUGAGCCGGAGCCGGAAUGCUCUGCUCAAUGGCGACACCAAGAACUACGACUGGGACUCGGGCUACACCUGUCACCAGCUCGGCAGCGGGGCCAUUGUGGUGCAGUUGGCUCAGCCCUUCAUGAUUGCAUCCAUGAGGCUCCUGCUCUGGGACUGCGAUGAUCGAAGCUACAGCUACUAUAUCGAAGUGUCGAACAACCUGCAGAAAUGGACAAUGGUUGCGGAUCGGACAAAGGUUACAUGCAAAUCAUGGCAAACGAUCAACUUUGAUCGACAGCCCAUGGUGUUCAUCAGGAUUGUGGGCACGUACAACACAGCUAAUGAGGUGUUUCACUGUGUGCACUUUGAGUGCCCGACACAGAUCAGCGUGCAAACACAGCAUCCUGAAACCAGCGAGCAGGGCUCUGGCCAGAGAGAUCCGCAGAAAAGGUUGAGGCAGAUUCGAUCUCCGGGAGCAUCAUCUCAGUCGGAAACCAGACCCCAAUCCGGUCACUGAGCCACUGGCAGGAAACUGGGAGAGCUGGAGGGAUCGAGGUGGAGACGAGUGGAGAGGUGGAAAGAAUGAUGGGGCUUGGGGACAGGGGGGAGGGAUUCAGGCACCGAUGGGAACCGGUGGGCAAGUUACAGUGAGGGCUAAGGGGGAUCGAGGCCUUGUUCAAGUAGCAUUGCGCUGUAACCUCAACCUUUCACCUGCUGUUUGUGAGUGUGUGGUGCUCCCUCACCUGCUGCAAAUCAGCGCAGCUCCAGUGGGAAUCGGACGCCCCGGUGGGAAUUUUAUGGCUUGUCAGAGUAGAAGAUCCAAGGGCUCACUUCAUGUCAUCCCUUUCCAUUCCCAGCUGUGGAACCAGCAACAGCCAUCCAAAGAAUGGAGGUAAUGGGGGCCUCAAGCCAGUCCUGGGUGUUAAUAAUACUUGCAUUUGACAUAGCGCCUUAUCACGACUUUGAAG